This is a messenger RNA of Brassica oleracea var. oleracea, 1881 nucleotides long. RefSeq lists its product as uncharacterized. The coding region runs from base 49 to 1782 and encodes 577 amino acids. The record is from RefSeq and is a predicted model, not a curated record. The transcript is spliced from 2 exons. NCBI's taxonomy places the organism in Eukaryota, Viridiplantae, Streptophyta, Magnoliopsida, Brassicales, Brassicaceae.
UUAUGAGUACUGACUGUGGUGAUUGUAUUUGUUUCAUGGUUCACAAGUAUGGCGAUGGAUCAGUUGCCAAAAACCCUAUUCAAAGAGGGAACGGAAACACAAGUUGAGAAGGUCAACAACACUUGUCGAACUUCCAUACUUAAGAAGGUGGAGAAGUAUGUUGAAGCAGAGUACAAGGAAGUGUUGGGUGAUCCGCUAUUUUCUCAGGUUAUGGAUAUUUAUGUGCACAAGCUUCAGUAUUCAGGGAGAGUGAUCCACAACUUCGUUUGUAAGCAGCUUCUGACCGUAAAGCGCCAUGAUUUGUGGUUCCAUUUUGCUAGGAGGGCUCUCAGAUUUUCAAUGCAAGAAUUCCAUGCGAUCACUGGUCUGAAAUAUAAAGACGACGAGCCUGACUUGGAUAUUGAUAACUGGAGAGGUGAUAAAGGGUUUUGGAGUAAGUUGCUGCGGAGAAAAGGAAAAAUUAGCCUACAGCAAAUCAGGAAGGUGCAUCUGAAAUCUUGUAAUACAUGGUCUCAUGUUGAUAGGCUGAGGAUGGUGUAUUUGUGUGUGAUUGCUGGUCUGGUUAUGGCGAAGGAUGAGAAGGUGUGCAUCCCACACAAGUACAUCAAGCUGGUGAUGGAUUUCAAUAAGAUGAGAAAAUAUCUGUGGGGUUUUCACUGUUUUGAUGCGCUUGUGACUUCCAUUACUGAAGCUAGGGAUAAAGUGAAGACGAAGAACAGUUAUGUCAUAGAUGGAUUCUCUUAUGCACUUCAGAUUUGGUUGAUGGAAGCUAUUCCAGACAUCGGGUCUCUUUUGGGUAAGAAGCUCAAAGAAGGCGUCACUAGCAUGAGAUGCAGAAAUUGGAAAGGAUCUGCUAAGGUUUCCUAUGAGGAUAUAAUUAGUAUUGAGUCCGAUUUUGCAUCCACUGGAGUUGUGUUUCCAUACAUCUCUUCAACUGGAAAUGGCAACAUCAUUGUUGAUGCUGGGUUUGAGCGAGACGAUGAGAUGAAUGACGAAAGGGUCGAUCUGAUCAUUGACAUGUACAGAAAGAAGUAUGACUGGAGUAAGCAUGUUUGGGGUUAUCAGGAAACUGAACAACCAUAUGCGGACAGUUCUGAGGAUGAUGGUUCAAAGGAAGAAGAGGCUGGAGAAAGAAGUGACUGUGGAAUGGAAGAAGAAAUAAAAACCGCCCAUGUGUCUCCUACAAAGAAGAGAAAGAACCAGUAUCAGGAUAUUGGAGCCGAGUCAAGGAAGAAGAGGUUACUUUGCCAAAGAUCAACCGACAAAUACAGAGAUCUUGAAGAGGGUAUGAAGUCCUAUAUCCAGGGUAUGUUUAAGUCUUCUUUUACUGCCUUAGGGCUUGAGGUCCGCGACUUAAUUGAAGACCGGUUUACCAAAUUAGAGCAGACGAUCCUUUCAUCUCAGACUCCAGUUGGUGUUCCGGCUUAUACUCAGACUCAUGGUGCUGCUCCGGCUAAUACUCAGACUCAUGGUGCUGCUCCGGCUUAUACUCAGACUCAUGGUGCUGCUCCGGCUAAUACUCAGACUCAUGGUGCUGCUCCGGCUUAUACUCAGACUCAUGGUGCUGCUCCGGUUAUACUCAUACUCUUGAUGCUGCUACGAAAUCUACUCAAGCUCCUGGAUUGGAUUCUACUCUUGCUCCUACUCCUACUCCGGCGUCUACUCACGCUAAUGCUCCUGCUACUACUUCCCGCGGUCGAGCUUCUCGCAACAAAGCUUCGGUUCCUUCUCACACUGGUGGUCCUGCAACUGCUGCUAAGACAAGGUCUCAGACAAAGGUAAACAAGAAAUAGAUCUUUUCUCAUGUAUUUGAAUUCUCUUCUUGCGGUUUGUAUUCGGUUACUGUUCUUGGGGUUUGUAAUAUUAUUGUAUGGAUGAUGU